Messenger RNA from Maylandia zebra (zebra mbuna), 5299 nucleotides. It is a transcript of the gene grik4, whose product is annotated as glutamate receptor, ionotropic, kainate 4. Gene Ontology annotation, biological process: monoatomic ion transport. The record is from RefSeq and is a predicted model, not a curated record. NCBI's taxonomy places the organism in Eukaryota, Metazoa, Chordata, Actinopteri, Cichliformes, Cichlidae. Gene Ontology annotation, cellular component: membrane. Gene Ontology annotation, molecular function: signaling receptor activity; ligand-gated monoatomic ion channel activity.
AGCCGACUGUACACGAGUGCGUCUGACAUACAGCACAAUGUAAAAUAGGUGUUUUCUACAGAGAGGGUUUCACAGGUACGUUUGUUUGGAGGAGCACCGCACAAAGCGCGAUCGUUCCCUGGCUUUUUCCUCCGCGCUCGCUCUUACCUCAGCCGCAGCCCGUAAGUGGGAUGCGGGAUACGCAGCAUCACCGGUGCCGUUAGAAUAAUCCCAACAGAUAAACCUUGCAGUUCAGCGGGCCUAUCAGAUUUUAAGGCAACUGGUUUUCUAAAGGCUGAGCAGGGAGAGUAAAACUGCUCGCUGGUGUGUGUGGGGGGAAGAAAAAGACACUGCUUUUCUCCGGGAGAUAAAGUGAGGAGGGAUUUUCCAACUAACGGGGAUGUGGCUGUUUUUCCACUGUCCUAUAAAGCGGGAAAUGAUUUGGUCAUCCAAAGAUCAGAUUUAAACUGGACUGCUCUUGAUCUUAUCAGUAACGCAUUUUAUCUGCCCGUUUAUCUGCCCUGGGAGUCUCCGUGGUGGAGGGAGACGCGGAGCAAGAUCCAGAGAACUAUACAGAGGGAAACUGAGUUACUCUUCAAUUACGCUUUUUCUUGCAAAUUGACGUAUUUCUGGGCAGCGGACGUAAUGCAAAAGUAAGGGAGAAUAUUGGAAACGCAGACAAGACGCAGCACAGAGUGCCUGUAAGUAGCAGCUCCAUCUUCUUUUCCUUGUGUGUGUACCCUCUGCAAGAGCCGGGGACACAUACUAUAUGUGUAUGUGAGAUGAGGAGGAGCUAAGUGGCUACCACAACCACCUAGAUCAGACAGCCUCCUGUGCUGCAAGAUGGAUUAGAGCCCCACACCUCAGGAGAUCAAAGGUGGCUGUGACAGGGGCACCCCCGGGGCAGGACCCAUGAGGAGUCAUAGAAGAUGCUCACAGCCUGGGCGCUUCUGCUCUUCUUAGCCAUGUGGGUGAGAAGCACCUUUGGUGGCCCGCUCUCCUUUCGAAUAGCUGCCAUCCUUGAUGACCCUAUGGAGUGCAGCAGAGGAGAGCGUCUGGCUAUCACGCUGGCCAAAGACAGCAUCAACAGGAGCAGUAACCGCUCCAUCACUGGCAAGCUGGAGGUGGACAUCUUUGAACUGCUGAGAGACAGCGAAUAUGAGAUGGGGGAAACAAUGUGCCAGAUCAUGUCCAAAGGGGUGGUGGCAGUCCUUGGUCCAUCUGCCAGUCCAGCUUCCAACUCAAUCAUCAGCAAUAUAUGUGGAGAGAAGGAGGUGCCCUAUGUCAAGGUGGCUCCAGAGGACAUUUUGAAGGUUCAUUUCCCCCGCUUCACCACUUUGGACCUGAGACCAACAAACACCGACAUCAGCCUGGCCGUGGCCGGCCUUCUCACCUUCUUCAACAGCACCACCGCCUGCCUCAUCUGUGCCCAGGCUGACUGCUUAUUAAACCUGGAGCAGCUCCUCAGGCAGUUCCUCAUCUCCAAGGAGACUCUGUCUGUGCGCAUGCUUGAUGACAGCCAGGACCCGACCCCACUCCUAAAGGAGAUUCGAGAUGACAAGACUCCCACCAUAAUAGUCGAUGCCAAUGCCACAAUGUCACAUAUCAUUUUGGAGCGGGCAUCAGAGCUGGGAAUGCUGUCAGUCUACUACACUUACAUCUUCACCUCUCUGGAAUUCUCUUUACUCCGACUGGACGACGUGGCGGACCAGCGAGUCAACAUAGUUGGUUUUUCCGUCUUCAACAAAACUCAUCCCUUCUUCCAGGAUUUUGCGCUAAGCCUCAACCGCUCCUGGCAAGAGAACUGUGACCACGCACCCUUCGCCGGCACACCGCUCUCGUCAGCUUUGCUCUUUGAUGCGGUAUACGCUGUGGUGGCGGCGGUCCAGGAGUUGAACCGUAGCCAGAACGUCGGAGCCACUCAGCUCUCCUGCAAGUCCUCCAAGAUCUGGGAGCACGGCACCAGCCUCAUGAAUUACCUGAGGAUGGUAGAAUUGGAAGGUCUAACAGGGCACAUUGAAUUCAACAGCAAAGGACAGCGGUCUAACUAUGCCCUGAGGAUCAUGCAGAACAGCAAGGACGGCCUGAGGCAGAUUGGCCUGUGGCACUCUGAAGAUGGACUGUCCAUGGAGAGAAAGCUUCCAUCUAUCAAUGUGACGGACACCCUCUUCAACACGACUCUUAUCAUCACAACAAUACUGGAGAAUCCGUAUGUGAUGCUCCGACAGAACCACCAAGAACUCGAGGGAAAUGACCGCUAUGAGGGCUUCUGUGUGGACAUGCUGAAGGAGCUGGCAGACAUUCUCAAGUUUAAGUAUCGCAUCCGGCUGGUGGGGGACGGCGUCUACGGUGUUCCCGGAGCUAACGGAACAUGGACGGGCAUGGUUGGAGAGUUAAUCUCAAGAAAAGCAGACCUGGCAGUCGCAGGCCUGACCAUCACAGCAGAGCGUGAAAAGGUGAUUGACUUCUCCAAGCCUUUCAUGACCCUUGGUAUCAGCAUCAUGUACCGCGUCCACCUGGGACGUAGGCCAGGCUACUUCUCCUUCCUGGAUCCCUUCUCACCGGGUGUUUGGCUCUUCAUGCUUCUGGCCUACUUGGCUGUCAGUUGCAUUCUCUUUCUGGUGGCCAGGCUGACACCUUAUGAAUGGUACAACCCCCACCCUUGUUUAAAGGGACGCUGCAACCUGCUGAUCAACCAGUACUCGCUUGGCAACAGCUUCUGGUUCCCAGUUGGAGGCUUCAUGCAGCAAGGAUCCACCAUUGCUCCUAGAGCUCUGUCCACACGUUGUGUGAGCGGAGUGUGGUGGGCCUUCACAUUAAUCAUCAUCUCCUCCUACACCGCCAACCUGGCCGCCUUCCUAACAGUGCAGAGGAUGGAGGUACCGAUAGAGUCAGUAGAUGAUCUGGCAGAUCAGACGGCGAUAGAAUAUGGCACCAUGCACGGUGGAUCCACGAUGACCUUCUUCCAGAACUCCCGCUACCAGACGUACCAGCGCAUGUGGAACUUCAUGCAAUCAAAGCAGCCCAGCGUGUUUGUGAAGAGCACAGAGGAGGGGAUUGCCCGUGUCCUCAACUCUAACUACGCCUACUUGCUGGAGAGCACGAUGAAUGAGUACUACCGCCAGAGGAACUGCAACCUGACUCAGAUUGGAGGACUGUUGGACACUAAGGGCUAUGGUAUCGGCAUGCCGCUGGGGUCAGUGUACCGUGACGAGUUCGACCUAGCCAUCCUCAAACUGCAAGAGGACAAUCGUUUGGAGAUCCUGAAGAGGAAGUGGUGGGAUGGCGGCAAGUGUCCAAAAGAGGAGGACCACCGUGCUAAAGGUCUAGGGAUGGAGAACAUCGGUGGCAUCUUUGUGGUGCUGGUGUGUGGCCUGCUGGUGGCAAUCUUCAUGGCAGUGCUGGAGUUUGUCUGGAUGUUAAGGCACGCACCAGGAAAUGAGCAGUCAGUGUGCGAGGAGAUGCUGCGGGAGCUCCAGGGGAUCGUUCUGUGUCGCGACAGCCUGCAGGCGAGGCGCCGCCGGGCGGCGUCGAUGCUGCGGCCACGGCCCUUACCUCUGGAGGAACGUCGGGCGCGAGCUGCCGCUGUCAGCCUCAGCAACGGAAAACUGUGCGGGGGCACGGGACUGCCUGAACCCCUUUCCCACAGACUGGCGCAGGAGGCUGCCCUGGUCGCGAGGGGGUGCAGCCACAUCCGCAUUUGUCCCGAGUGCAGACGCUUCCAAGGACUGAGGAUGCGCCCCACAGGGGGCCCAGGGGCCCUCCCAUCUCCCACUCACAGUGAGGAGAGCAUAGAAUGGGACAAGACCACAAAUAGCAGUGAACCUGAAUAACGCCCCACAAUUCCAGCAGGACUGCCUUUCCCAGCAGCCACCUCUCUUCCAGGGAUCAAAGAUCAUGUGGCAUUUUAAUUCUGCCAUCCAGAGUUUAUCCUUAAAGGACAGGACAAUGCUGUGGACUUUCUUUUACCCCUGAGGCGACCGCCAGCAGUGAGUUUUUGGAAUCUCUCCUUGGGCGAACUUUUUCCUUGGUCAUAGGAAAAACUGAUGAGUCUAUCUCGUUGUGUUCUGUCCCUGGUGGCCCUCUGUACCGUGUAAAACAGGACAGACAAAAACAGCUACGGGGCAUUUGUACUAUGCAGUAUUUCCAGUCAUUUAUCAUUGUGCUGUUUCUUUUCUUUCCUUUUUAAAUUAUUUCUGUCCUCUGUUGGAUUAUCAGUACUGAAUAUUGUUAUUCUAUUGUUAAAAAAAAAAAAACUUUAAACAAGGUCCUUUUUUUAUCUGACAAUUUACUCUAGGAACGUAUAUUGCCUCUGAAGAGCUGCAGAGAUGGACAGAUUAAGGCAAGGUCAACCUUCACGUUCUUUUGUUUUGAAAGUGCCAAAAACCACAAGCAUCAUCUUGUGGCUGAAGAAAGCACCACAGCCUUGAGAAGACGGCAAACUCAUGUGAACAUAGAAAACAAAAGGACAGACAUGCGGACACAAAGACUCCUUUUAUAGUAGUGAUAUUCUAUUAAAAAAAUGUUUUAAUUGUUGGGAUCUCUGAAAGACAGUGAUGCAUGUCCAGAGGUGUUGGCCAGUGCUCACUGAAUGAGUCAUCCUGAAGUGGUUCUAGGGUAGUCAAGUCAACUUAAAGAAGGAUUUUCUCUUUUGAAUACCUGCUUAAAAACAUGAUGUCUACGCACACAAAUGUACAUGCACAGAGACAUCCUCUUAUAUCAUCCCUCUUCUGUGCACUGACAUUACUUUCUCCUCCAUCUGUCCUCCGUGUCUGACCCAUUUAUUGUCCUUGCACCAGUCCCCUUUAUGCUCUCUUGCUUACAAAUAUAUCCAUUGUAAGUUAUAAGACAUCAUUUUUUUUCUUUUUUUUUCCAGCUUACAUAUUCAGUAUGUGUAUCAAACCCAGCAUAUAUUAGAACCAACCAAAAACAAAGUCCUCGGUAGAGUGAAGGGAUUUUUAUAUCAGCAGUUGGCUUGGCUUGUUUUAAAUGUCAGCGCAGUUAAACUUUUAUUGAAAGUGAUAUUUUACACACUGCUCGUAGGAGACAGCCUGGGUGCACUCUGACAUUUUGAUACUAUAAUUUUUUGCAAAAAACCCCAAACCAAACUUAGAAUACAUUAACCAGGCUAAAACGUGGCGGAUAUUUAAUGCAAAGUGAUGCAGGAGGAGCUGAAACACACUUAUUUUUCCUUUCCCCACUACCAAAGUAUUUGAAAUGAUUAAAGUCAGUUACCUUGAUUUGCUUUGCGUCAGCCAUAACUUGAAGAAGUGAGAAUCCACCACCAGCAGCACGAGUCUUAAAAUCGCCUCACUUUCUG